CAGUGUCUAUUUUGUCGCCGCGCUGAAACCCACGUGCUUGCACUUUAAAACAUUUUAAAAGUUUAUCAUUACAAAUAGUAUGAUUUAUUUAUUGUAAAUAUUUUACUAAUUAAUAAUUAAACUAGAAAUGAAUAAAAGAAAAUCCGAAGAAAUGGAAGAAAGUGACGGAACAGUCCACACAGUAUUGGCAAGGUUCAAGUCUGAAAAAGGUGAAAUUCUCCCAGAGACCUUUAAUUUACCAGGAGGAACAACCGCCAAGCAGUUGGAGGGAAUCUGCAAUAGUUUACUCCAACAAGAGGAGCCGGUUCCAAUUUCAUUUUUCAUAAACGACGUAGAAGUCGUCGGUAGUCUUCAGGAAAAUUUAAAGGGCAAUGAUUGCGAACAAGUUAUUGAUAUUGUUUAUCAACCACAAGCUGUUUUCAAAGUGCGCGCUGUUACUCGAUGCACCGGAUCCAUCGAAGGACAUAAAGAAGCAGUAAUAUCCGUGGCAUUUUCUCCAAACGGAGAGAGUUUAGCCAGUGGGUCUGGUGACACCACCGUCAGAUUCUGGGACAUUCACACCCAGACUCCCUUGUACACUUGCGAAGGUCACAAGCACUGGGUUCUCUGCAUAUCGUGGUCCCCUUGCGGCAGCAAACUCGCCUCAGCUUGUAAAAACGGAGUGAUAAUGCUGUGGGAUCCAGAAACUGGAAAGCAGAUUGGUAAAAUGAUGAAGGGGCACAAACAGUGGGUCACAGCCUUGUCUUGGGAACCUUACCACCGUAAUCCGGAUUGCAGGUACUUGGUGAGCGCUUCUAAGGACAGCGAUCUCAGGAUUUGGGACACUAAGCUCGGACAGACGACUCGAGUGUUGGCUGGACACACCAGGAGUGUCACCUGCGUCCGCUGGGGCGGUCGUGGCUUGAUUUACUCCGGGUCGCAGGAUAGGUCUAUCAGAGUUUGGAGAGCUGAGGAUGGUGUUCUUUGCAGAGUUUUGGAUGGACAUGCUCACUGGGUCAAUACCUUGGCACUAAAUGUCGACUAUGCUCUAAGGACUGGACAUUUUGAGAUAGUUAAAAGCCCUAAUUCCCCUGAGGAUCUUCAAGAGCGAGCUCUGAAACGCUAUCAAGCUUUGGGGGACGAAAAAUUGGUAUCUGGAUCCGAUGAUUUUACGCUUUAUCUUUGGAACCCGGAGAAAGAUAAAAAACCUAUUGCGAGAAUGACAGGCCACCGUCAGUUAGUAAACGACGUUAAAUUUUCCCCGGAUGGCCGGCUAAUUGCAUCAGCCUCGUUUGAUAAAUCGAUAAAAUUGUGGGAAGCAGUUACAGGAAAGUUUAUUAAAAAUUUGCACGGUCACAUUCAGGCUGUUUUCUCAAUCGCUUGGAGUGCUGACUCUCGGCUACUGGUAAGUGGUAGUUCUGAUUCCACGCUCAAGGUCUGGGACGUCAAGGCUCAAUCUUUGGCUCAGGACUUGCCAGGACACGCUGAUCAAGUUUAUGCUGUUGAUUGGUCUCCUGACGCUAUGAGAGUUGCCUCUGGAGGCAAAGACAAAGUUCUCAGACUCUGGCAGAAUUGAUUUUUUACUGUAAUUAAUAAAUUUAAUAGUAUAAUAAAAUUUCAUUAUCCUUUAAAAUUUUU
Messenger RNA from Cotesia glomerata, 1617 nucleotides. It is a transcript of the gene Nle, whose product is annotated as notchless protein homolog 1. Gene Ontology annotation, molecular function: protein binding. Gene Ontology annotation, cellular component: nucleolus. NCBI's taxonomy places the organism in Eukaryota, Metazoa, Arthropoda, Insecta, Hymenoptera, Braconidae. The coding region runs from base 128 to 1555 and encodes 475 amino acids. The transcript is spliced from 5 exons. The record is from RefSeq and is a predicted model, not a curated record. Gene Ontology annotation, biological process: ribosomal large subunit assembly; Notch signaling pathway.